AUGGACCGGCUGAUUUUGACAGCCAAUGGAAAGGUUGAUCGAACGGCAUUGCCUCCGCCCAGUCUUGGCGUCCGCGAAGAGGUGCCGUCAGAGGAGUGCGAGCCGGAACAGCUGGAGGCUGAGUUGAGGGCUGCCUUCGCGGCGGUCUUGAGCAAGAAGGUCUCGGAGGUACCUGUUUCGGCAUCCUUUUUUGCCCUUGGUGGGCAUUCGAUCUCUGUGGGACAAUUGGUAAACCGGAUCCGGAGGGAGCUGAAGCUGAAUGCCGCCAUAGCAGACGUUUACUCGUCGCCGAGUGUGAAGCAAUUGGCGGCCCGCCUGCGUCCUCUAGCUGCAGAGGCGGAAGACGCCCAGGCCCAGGCCGAGGAGAGUGAGACGUGGGCUCCUUCCUCGUACCCGUCGUACCCCGCUUCAUUCCAGCAGCUCUCACUGCAGCGGAUGGCAAAUCUGAGUGCUGCCGCCUCCGUGCGUGGGCCCUUGAAGGUCCGCUGCCUGCAGCAGGCCUUCCGUGCCCUUGCUUGCCGCCACGACGCGCUGCGCAGUGUCUUUGCGGAGCACGAGUGCAAGAUUCUCUCAGAACAAGGGGGCACACUGGACUUCCGUCAUGUGGAGCCAGGGGUCAUGGGCUUCGAGCUGGAUUGGCUGUUGGACCAGCAGUACGAGACCUUUGACCUCGAAGCUGGGCCUUUGUGCAGGGUCCGCGUCUUCCAGGAGUCGGAGGACAAUUGGAUCCUACAUUGGACACUCCACCACGUGAGCGCCGACUUGUGGAGCUACACCAUUCUGCUGAAGGAACUCGAAGAUGCCUACGAGCAUUACAGUCAGUAUGACGGGCAUGACGGAGCUGUGCAUGAAGAGCCUCCUUGGCCGAGCAGCGCCCCGCAGUACAGGGACUACGCUUUGCAGGAGAAGCGGUUCUUGCAGUCCGACCAGGGGCAGAGGAGCCGAAGUUACUGGCACCAAAAGCUCCAAAAGACACCACCGGUGCUGGAUCUGCCUGGAGCAACAGCAACCGAACGAAAGCCCACCUUCAAAGGAAGCAAGCUGGACUUCGAGGUGAGUUCCGAGCUCUCGGAGUCCCUUCGGUGCCUCGGCCAGCGCUGCGAGGCUUCCCUGCAUGCCACCCUGCUCACGGCAUGGAUGGUGCUACUCAGCCGAUAUGGCCAGGAGGAGGACAUUUGCGUCGGCACUCCCAUGGCCUGUCGCACCACCGCCGAAUCUGAAGCGACUGUCGGCUACUUUGCAAAUCCAGUUUGCAUCCGAGCCAUCGUGUCGAACACUUACGAAAAGCUGCUUCGGGAUGUGGCCAGGGAUGUGACAGAAUCCCUACAGCAUCAACGAGUGCCGCUUAGCCAUGUUUGCGAUGACUUGGGCCUGGAUCUGCGCGCGCUACUCCAGCCCCUGUUUGUCUUCCAGACAUGCCCGGAUGAGCUAUAUCAAUCUCGACUUCCAUCUUUUUUCAUGGGCCACGAAGGAUCUGAGAUUUCAUUGGGUCCUUUGCGCUUAGAGUCCAUCGGGUUUGGCCAGAAGUUCACGCAGUUUGACUUGGCAUUGGUAGUGGCGCAUGGUCCUCGGGGUGAUCUCAUCGGCAGCUUUCAGUACAGCACCACUUCGUACACACGAGAUGCGGUACUUCGGCUGCAGGCUCAGUACCUGACAAUCCUGCAGUCCAUGGUGAAGGAUCCUUCCCAGGAUGUUGGCCAAGUUCCAUUGUUCGUGGAUGAGGAUCUUGCGGAGCUGCGCCGACGGGUCACAAGCCCAUGGCUCCAGGAUCUUCCCAACGACUCCUUGCCCCGACUCGUGGCGUCGCGCGCUGCGGAGAACCCCAGCGCCUUCGCGGUGGUGAGCCCGCAAGGGACCUACACCUUCGGCGAGGUCCUGCGCCGGGCACAGCUCUUGGCCAGCGCCUUAUUGGAGGAAGCCUCCUUCAGCGGGCCAACAAGGGAAAGACAGGGCAGCCUGGGCAGCUGGCAGCGAGAGGGCCGGGGAGCCGCCCCCGGCCGGCAGCUUUCGGGCCUCCUGAGCUGCCGUGUACCCUUGGUGGAGGAGGCUGAGGCGGCUGAGGCGGCUCAGGGCUCUCUCUCUCUCAGCUCGCAAGGCAACGGCUCCUUCUUGGAAAGCUUUAACUUCUUAGUCGGUUUGAUGGUGAGCCCUGGACCUUGGAUGGUGGCGGGCCCACUGGGCUGCUGGAUGGCUGGACGUGGUUACUUCGCUUUGGACUCCUCGCACCCGACGGAGCGGAUCCAGCAAAUGGCCCAGGAUGCACACCCCCAGUGCAUCCUUUGCGAGCGCCGCGCGCAGUCCGUCGCCAACUCCUUGGGCUGGCCCGUCCUGGUGACCGAGGAGCUCCAGAGCAGGCCAGCACAGGGCACCAGGCCACCAAGUCGCAUGGGUGCCACGGCAGGCGCAGUGCGCCCGGCGGCUCGACCGGUCGUCCUAAAGGCCCCACUCAGUGUUUUGCUCUCCAUGCGAGCAGUGCUUGCCCACGUCAUGUUCAGUAGCCAGCACUUCGGCUUCAAAGCAGGGCAGGCGACGCUGCAGCACACGUCAUGGACUUUCGAUGCGCCGAUUUGCGAGAUCUGGCCUGCACUGUUGUCCGGGGCAACGGUCGUGAUCAGCAAGAGAGAUGGCUCGAAGGACUUCCAGUAUCUUGCUUCCCUGGUUGAUGAGCAGCGGGUCAGCCACGCCCUCUUCGUGCCCUCCUUGCUGGCCGAGAUUUUGGAGCACCAGGCGCUGCCGCGAAGCCUGCGAUCCCUGGUCGUGGUGGGCGAGGCCUGCUCCUUGAGCCUGGCGCGGCGGAUCUUGGAGGCGCCACUCUCCUUGAAUAACUUCUACGGUCCCUCGGAAGCCGGCAUUGGGGCCACGAUCUACGAGGUGGACAAGAUUGGUGCAGUCCCAAACCAUGUGCAAAGCCUACCAAUCGGACGGCCUGUCUCCUGGCACGAGGUGAUCUUGCUUGACCCACAGCUGCGCCCAGCGCUGGGAGGUGUGGGCCAGAUCGGAAUCCUGGGAGAGGGCUUGGCCAGUGGAUACCUUCGUCUGCCCCAAGAGACGAAGACGCGCUUCAUCAAGACUCCCGAGGCCAUCCGUGAGGUUCUUCCCCAAUGCGGUCCAAUUACCUACCUCACGGGGGAUGUUGGGCGCUACUGCCAGGAUGACGUUCUCGAGUUCGUGGGACGCCUGGACAGUCAGGUGAAGCUCCGCGGCCAGCGCGUGGAGCUCGGCGAGAUCGAGGCGGCGCUCCUCUCCGCCAAGGCCGUCACCGAGGCCGUGGCGCUGGUGCACGGGGACCGGCUCAUCGGAUACUUCUCGACCUUGCAGGCCACUGCGCUGCCCUGCGCUGCCCUGCAUGUUGCUGUGCAUUGCUGUGUGCCAGACGCGAGAGCUCAGUGUUCUCAGGGUGUGGAGGAAGGCGAUGCGGCGGCCUUCUCGGAGAGAGGCCCCGACUAUUCCAGGAGCCGCAAGUAUAGAAAAUCAGGUCGCGCAGUGCGUGGACAAAACUAG
Symbiodinium necroappetens is the source of this 3501-nucleotide messenger RNA. The record is from the annotation of a GenBank genome assembly. Lineage: Eukaryota; Dinophyceae; Suessiales; Symbiodiniaceae.